UAAUUAAAGCCUGUUAGAAAAGCAGUACAGUAUUUAGGUCAGCUUUUCUUUACUGUCCUUUUGUGCUUGUGCCUCCUGUUCCUGGCAUUUCCCAGUUGCUGCAGGUUCUCUUCUCAGACUUGCAGCCCGUCAGUUUUUGUUGUGAUGCUGGAUGUUCUGCUGCUGUCCUGUUCUGCUUUAAACUGCCUGACCCAUUUUCUGUACUGCCAUCCUGUACCACUAGUAAAGACAAAAGGCUGGCAAAAUUCAAGUAGUGCCUGUCAGAGAUGAAUGUAACUAGACUGGUUUUAACUGGUCGAGCGUAGAGUGGGCAGUCUGAAUUAUCCUUUGAUUGGAGUGAUCUGUAGUUUGGUGUCUAGUUUGCGAGCCUGGUGAAAGUGCGGAGAGCGUAACUGCGGAGCAGAAGAGAGGGUUGGCCCCAAGAAACUUUCUUCAGGUUCUCAGAUCACUCGCUGCUAUUUCCAGAUGUAUAUGAAUGUUUGGCGUGGAACUCUGGCUUGGAGUAGGUUCUCUUUUGUAGGAGAGGGGAAGGAUAAACUAUGGGGAAGUUCUUUCUGGAGUUGUGGUCAUAACAAGUAAGGACACAGUCCAGCACCAAGGAAUCUCUUUAACAAUGGAAGGAUCGGUAAAUCUGCAGCUUAGUUCCAAAAGUGUGGGUGUGUUCGAAGCUUUCUAUAAUUCUGUCAAGCCUAUUCAGAUUAUUAACAGCACUAUUGAAAUGGUAAAACCAGGGAAACUUCCCAGCGGAAAGACAGAAAUUCCAUUUGAAUUUCCGUUGCAAAUGAAGGGGAACAAAGUUUUGUAUGAAACAUAUCAUGGUGUCUUUGUUAAUAUUCAGUAUACACUACGGUGUGAUAUGCGACGUUCUCUGCUGGCAAAAGACCUAACUAAGACUUGUGAAUUCAUUGUCCACUCACUGGCACAGAAAGGGAAGCUGAUGCCAAGCCCAGUAGACUUCACAAUUACUCCUGAAACUCUGCAAAAUGUUAAAGAGAGAGCCUCGCUUCCAAAAUUUCUCAUCAGAGGUCAUCUCAGUUCUACAAACUGUGUCAUUACACAGCCACUAACGGGGGAGCUGGUAGUGGAGAAUGCAGAGGCUGCAGUCAAAAGCAUCGAGCUGCAGUUAGUACGUGUGGAAACCUGUGGCUGCGCAGAAGGGUAUGCGAGAGAUGCCACAGAGAUACAGAAUAUUCAGAUUGCUGAUGGGGAUGUCUGCAGGGGCCUACCAAUUCCCAUAUACAUGGUGUUUCCCAGGCUGUUCACCUGCCCCACCCUGGAAACAACAAACUUCAAAGUUGAGUUUGAAGUUAACAUUGUUGUCCUUCUGCAUGAUGAUCAUCUCAUCACAGAGAACUUCCCACUGAAGCUCUGCAGGAUGUAAAUAGCCAGAGAAGAAUCACUUAAGGAUAGACUGAAACAGGACAAAAUUCUUCAGAGGCAAAGUGAAAUUGAAUACGUGUCUCAUUUUGACUGAGAACACAUCACUUCCUUUUUCCUGCUGGCAGUUCUCGUGCUUUCAGUUCUCAAUAACUCCUGCUAACACUUUGCCUGCCUCAGGACAGCCAGCGCGGACACAUCUAUCCAGCCAGCCUCGUCAGGUAUCUGACUUCAGCCACCAUGGUUUCCCCAGUUUUCCUCAGACAAAUUGUGAAGCGAUGAUUGUUUAUUUCUACCAGCUGUAGAAAUAUGUAGUAUUUGGUUUUGUAAUACUUGUUCCAAAGUCCUUUGAAGACCUCUUAAACCUAGUAAGUCCUGUUAGACAUUGUGUAUAUACUAUGGGGACGGUGUAUCAUACUGAAUAAUGCCUUUGAAGGUAUAAAAAAUGGUGCUACAACAAUGCAAGGUGGUGGUGUGGGAGAAAUAUCACAAAAUGAAUGCAAGAUAAGUGAAGUGAAAUGUAUAAUAACACCAAAUAUAUGUUGGUCAAAUUGGGAAUAUGAGUCUGUAUUGGAGGAAUGCUGAGAGUUGAAGUUGUUUUGUUUGUGGUUUUUUCGGAUUAGAAAACAAUGCCCUUACUUUAUCUUUGCUAUCUGUGUAAAAUGGCACUGAAAAAGAUGAGUUGAAAGUUUUUACCUUGAGUAUGUAUGUUUUCUUUGCAUUAUACCAUCUUCCAUUCCAUAAGAUGCCUACAGGUCAGUUUUCAUGUGAGAAGAAAGUCUGCCACAUGACAAGCAUGCACUAAGAACUUCUGAGUUGUGGCACCUUGUGCCUUCAGGAUGGGACUUGUCACUAUAUGAAUAAACAUUCCAAGGGGGACAGGCAAGUCACUGUUCUCAAUGAGGUGGGUUAAUAUUGGCACUUGUUCAACUUAAAGGAUAAAUGUAAAUGCCAGGAAAGGAAUAAGUUAAGGUAAAUACAGGGAUGUUUGUGUGACUGUACAUCUUAAAGGAACUAUAUGGGAAAACUAUUUCAGCAAGAAACAGCCUUCCUAACACAAACAGGUUGGAUUUUGAUGUUUUAAGUUAAUAGAACAGCCAGAAUCUCAUUCGAAUUGUGAAUUUUCCAUAUGAUGUGUGGGAUGAAGGCAGGCCCAUUAUAUAAAGUAAAAGUGUAAAGAUGACAACCAGAAAAGACAGAAUUAAGAAAACUGCCAAAAUGUAAUUUCCUUUUGCUUUCUCCAGCAGCAUUGCCAAGCGGGAAAAUGUAAUCCCAGGUUUGGCCCUCGUUCUGUAUCAUCUGUAUUUCAGGAAUAAACAUUGUAUUUCUUC
This is a messenger RNA of Columba livia (rock pigeon), 2708 nucleotides long. RefSeq names its product VPS26 endosomal protein sorting factor C (gene VPS26C). NCBI's taxonomy places the organism in Eukaryota, Metazoa, Chordata, Aves, Columbiformes, Columbidae. Bases 614 to 1381 code for a protein of 255 amino acids. Gene Ontology annotation, cellular component: endosome. The transcript has 8 exons. Gene Ontology annotation, biological process: intracellular protein transport. The record is from RefSeq and is a predicted model, not a curated record.